Molecule: messenger RNA, 1855 nt
Organism: Anoplopoma fimbria (sablefish)
Lineage: Eukaryota; Metazoa; Chordata; Actinopteri; Perciformes; Anoplopomatidae
Product: zinc finger MYM-type protein 1-like
Exons: 3
Coding region: 14-1855 (613 amino acids)
Source: RefSeq, a predicted model, not a curated record
UGCUGCUCGGUGAAUGCGAGCUCAGCAAAUACUCCUGGAGAAAGGAGCUACGAUUUCUCCUGUUGCAAAAGUCGAAGAUAUCAGCAAGUCCAAGAAUGAUGCACCAGUACAGCCGAACUUGAAUAUAUUCCCAACCACUUUGAUGGGGGACAGAAGACGGUGCUUCAGGCAAAACUGGUAUACUCUUCAUCCAUGGCUUGAGUAUUCUGUCAUAAUGGACUCUACAUAUUGCUAUGCAUGUAGACAUUUUAGCACACCAAAGGCCCCUGACACUGUUUUUGUUUCAACCCCUGGGUUUAGAAACUGGAAAAAUGCAACUAUGAGAAAGGCAGGGUUUUCAGUUCAUGCAAAGUCUGAGCGACACAAGUGUGCGAUGAUAGCAUGGCGGGAUUAUCAAAGUGCUGUUAAAAAUGAUGCAACACUAGCAGAUAUCCUUAACAAAGAACACACUAAACAAGUACAAGAAAAUCGGGCAUACAUUAAAACAAUUGGGGAAGUGCUGUUACUUACAGCUACACAAAACAUAGCACAAAGAGGGCAUGAUGAAUCUGAAGAGUCCAAUAACAAAGGAAACUUUAGGGAAAUUCUUAGCACAGUUGCUAACCACGACCCACUUGUUAAGAGAAGAUUAACUUCUAUUAACAAUGCAAAGUACACAAGCAAGAUCAUCCAGAAUGAGGUUUUGGGUUGUUUGGCAGAAAUGGUUCGUUCUGAAAUCAUAGAAGAAGUGAAGAACAGUGAGGUUUUCAGCAUCAUGGCAGAUGAAACAAAGGAUGUUUCAAAAAGUGAACAGAUUUCUUUCACACUCAGGUACUAUUACAAUGGGGCCAUUAAGGAGAGUUUUCUCCAUUUUGAAUCUGCAGAGAGGUUAGAUGCAGCAAGCCUAACUGGAAAAAUAGUGAACUUACUGGAAAGUUACGGCCUGAACUACAAAAAUAACCUUGUAGGCCAAGCAUACGAUGGCGCUGCCGUUAUGAGCGGUAAACAUUCAGGGGUUCAGGCAAGGAUCAAAGAACAGGCUAAAUUUGCCUUCUACAUUCAUUGUAGUGCACACUGUCUCAAUUUAGUGUUAGUUGAUGUAGUCAAAAAUGUCCCAGAAACAGAGGAGUUUUUUUCUUUGUUACAGAGCCUUUAUAUUUUUACCUCUGGCUCAUAUGUGCACCCAAAAUGGCUGUCUCUCCAAAAAGAAAUGUAUGGCAAAACAAGAGAGUUGCAACGUUUAAGCGACACACGUUGGGCAUGCCGAUUUCUAGCCCUACGCAACAUAAUGGACACUCUACCUGCCCUUAAACGACUACUGCAACAGAUUGCUCAAGAACGCCACGGUGAAAGAACUGUUGAGGCCCGAGGUCUUCUGCCUCAAAUUGACCUACAAUUUGUUGUGCACCUUGUCACUCUUAGUAAGUUGUUUGGGGAGACAAAACUACUGUCUGACAUGUUACAGUCACAAACUGUUGAUCUGGCUAGAGCUGUUGACUUGGUAAAUGCUUUAGUCCAGACAUUGAAAGACCACAGGCAGGAGUCUUUCUUUGAUAAGUUGUGGGAUGAAGCAUUGACUAUUUGUGAGCACUGUGAUUCUGCACCAUCAGUGGCAAAACGUCAGACAAUGCUGAGCACUAGGCUCAGUGGCUACUGCACACUAAGCACUGUUGGUCAGAGGGAGGUAGAACGUGACAAAGCUAUUUUCUCCACACUGAAACUGAUCAAAACCUUCCUGCGGUCCACCACUACUGACAUGAGACUCAGUGAUCUUGGUGUCCUGAGCAUAGAGUCCAGAAGGGCCAAGGCUCUGGAUCUGGAUGCAUUUGUGGACCGUUUUGCCAGACAGCACAACCGCCGUAUCCUGUUGUUGUAG